UCGCGUCGCGUAUCCCGGGGUUGGAGAAGGGUGGCGAACUCGUGGGGACUACCCCACACUUUGCAACAACCACCUCGGUCUAGCUCUCGUUGACGUCGUCACUUCCACCACCGGACGUUCGUCUCCAUGAUGAUAUCCAUACGCACCGAUCUCGCUUCCAAAAGGCCCCGUCAUGCCCUCGCAGUCGCCCUUCCAGAUAGACAUCCCGGCCACCGACCUCCUUAGCUACCUCUUCCCGCCGGCCCAGCUCGUAUCCGACAAGCCGAUAUGGAUCGAUGCCGACGAUACUUCGCAUUCGCUGUCCCCGCGCCAACUCCUCCGAUGGGUGAAAAGACUGGGUGCUGGAUUGCAAGCCUUGGGUUGGAAGCGGCAGGAUGUGGUCAUGAUGUAUUCGCAUAACCAUAUAUUUGUGCCUGUUGCGUAUCUGGGCAUCUCGGGCUGCGGAUGCAUCUAUAGCGGCUGCAAUCCAGCGUACGGGGUCGACGAAACGGCGUAUCAGAUUCAGAACACCGAGUGCAAGGUCAUACUAGUAGAGCCGCCGCUGCUUUCUACCCUUCUCAAAGCCGCAGCGAAGACCAAUUUCCCAAGCGAUCGCAUCUUCGUCUUCUCCGACAAAGAGACUGGAACGGUGGACGGCAUUCGUGACUGGCGAACAUUCCUCGCUUCUGCAUCAGAAGCCGAGUCCUGGACUUGGAGUCCAAUGAACGCAGAGCAGUCUCGCAGCACGGUCGCCGCUCUCAACUACUCGUCUGGAACCACGGGUCUACCAAAGGGCGUGAUGAUCAGCCACCAGAACGUCAUCGCCAACGUCGAGCAAAGCGUCUUCAUGCGCGAUCUCGAGCAGCCUUACCACCCUUCGUCCCGACCUGAGGAGCGCUGGCUAGGCUUCCUCCCUCUGUACCAUGCAUACGGCCAGCUAUGGUCGAUAGUCGCCGCGGCCCGGACUCUCAGUCCCUGCUACUUCAUGCGCGCGUUCAACUACGUCAAGUUCCUCGAGAACAUCCAGAAGCAUCGCAUCACGCACAUUCAGACCGCGCCACCCGUCCUAGUCAUGCUAGCAAAACGCCCCGAAACGAAGGCCUACGACCUCUCUUCCCUGCAGAACAUCCUGUGCGGAGCGGCGCCUCUGUCAAAAGAGCUCCAGAACGAGGUGUCCGCGAAAUGCGCCCUCAAAGUCGUGCAGACGUGGGGCAUGACUGAGGUCACAUGCUCCUGUCUGCACGUGCCGGGCGGGCGCGACGACCGCUCCGGCUCCGUGGGAUACAUCGACCCCAACGCAGCGAUGAAGCUCAUUGACGACGAGGGGAAGGAGGUCGGACCCGGAGAAAGAGGCGAGAUCCAUGUCAAGGGGCCAAAUGUGUGCAUGGGUUACUGGCGUAAUGAGCGAGCUACGCAGGAGGCUUUCGACGAAGAGGGGUUUCUGAAGACGGGAGAUAUCGCGGUAAAAGACGAGAACGGCUGGUAUUGGAUCGUCGAUCGGAAGAAGGAACUCAUCAAGGUGAAGGGCUUCCAGGUCGCGCCUGCGGAACUCGAGGCUCUGCUUCUGGAGCAUGAGCAUGUGGCUGAUGUAGCAGUGUGCGCGUUGCAGCUGUGGGUUUCUCCCCCCAAGGGCUGCCUCGUACUUACUCGAGCUAACUGAAUCACGCGCGAAGCGAACAUGAAGAGCUGCCGCGCGCGUACAUCGCCCUGAAGCCCGAGCACAAAUCCGCUUCUACCGAGUGGGAUAUCGAGAAGUGGAUGGCUGAUCGC
Molecule: messenger RNA, 1749 nt
Organism: Trematosphaeria pertusa
Lineage: Eukaryota; Fungi; Ascomycota; Dothideomycetes; Pleosporales; Trematosphaeriaceae
Product: acetyl-CoA synthetase-like protein
Exons: 2
Coding region: 173-1639 (488 amino acids)
Biological process (GO): secondary metabolic process
Molecular function (GO): CoA-ligase activity
Source: RefSeq, a predicted model, not a curated record